Messenger RNA from Entamoeba invadens IP1, 2043 nucleotides. RefSeq lists its product as hypothetical. The record is from RefSeq and is a predicted model, not a curated record. The transcript is spliced from 2 exons. Gene Ontology annotation, molecular function: actin binding. NCBI's taxonomy places the organism in Eukaryota, Evosea, Mastigamoebida, Endamoebidae. The coding region runs from base 1 to 2043 and encodes 680 amino acids.
AUGGCUCCUUUCGGAUUCUUUAAGAAGAAAUCCUCAUCACACGCCUCUGGAGGUUCGGCACCACCACCUCCAGGAGACUUGGCACCACCACCAGGACUCGCGCCACCACCAGGAAUGAUGCCACCACCACCGGGACCACCACCACCUUCUAACUCUAAGAUGCCUGCUCCAUCGUCUGCUGGAAGAGGCGACUUACUCUCGCAAAUUCAAAAAGGAAAGAAACUCCAGAAAUGUGAAACAGUUGACAAGUCUGCCCCAAUGAUCGAAGGUAAAAAAGGAUCUGGAGGAAUGGGAGGAGGAAUGGGCGGUAUGGGUGGAAACCCAAUGGCCGCUGCUAUAGCUUCAAGAGCAAAUAGAGGCGGAGGAGCACAUGCACCACCAUCAAGAGGAGGGAUGCAAAGAUCAGCUCCACCACCAUCACGCGCUAUGCCACCAAGAGGAGGAGCUCCUCGCGGCGGGAGGGGUGGAAGAGGCGGAAUGCCACCACCACAGCAAUACGAAGAACCACAAGAAGAACAACAGGAAGAGGAACAGCCACAACAAUUCCAAAUGCCGCCAAGAGGCGCACCACGUGGAGCUCCAAGAGGCGCCCCUAGAGGUGCACCAGCACCCAGAGGCGCCCCAAGGGGAGGAAGAGGCGGAAUGCCACCACCACAACCACAAUAUGAAGAACCACAAGAAGAAGAAGAACAACCACAGCAAUUCCAAAUGCCAUCUAGAGGUGCACCACGUGGAGCACCAGCACCAAGAGGAACUUCUAGAGGUGCACCAGCACCAAGGUCGGCACCCCGAGGUGCACCAAGAGGAGGUAUGUCUUCAUCAGCACAACCCCCACCACCACCAAUGGGUAUGAUGCCGCCACCACCACCUAAUAUGCCACCACCACCAUCUGGUGGAGAUGCACCAUCAGCACCACCAUCGUCUGCUGGAAGAGGCGAUUUACUUUCACAAAUUCAAGCAGGAAGAAAACUCAAAAAAGCAGUAACCGUUGAUAAAUCAGCGCCAGCAAUCAGCAACAAACCGUCAGGAGGUAUGGGCGGUGGAAUGGGAGGAGGAAUGGGCGGUAUGGGCGGAAACCCACUUGCCGCUGCCAUCGCCGCACGAGCAAACAGAGCCGGAGGAGCACAUGCACCACCAUCAAGAGGAGGUAUGCAAAGAUCAGCUCCACCACCCGCUGCUCAACCACCAAUGCACAGAGGUGCACCAGCACCCAGAGGCGCUCCAAGAGGAGGACGUGGAGGAAUGCCACCACCACAACAACGUGAAGAACCACAAGAAGAACAACAGGAAGAGGAACAGCCACAACAAUUCCAAAUGCCAUCUAGAGGCGCACCAAGAGCUGCACCACGUGGAGCACCAGCACCACGAGCCGCUCCACGUUCCGCACCAAGGUCGGCAUCCCGAGGUGCACCAAGAGGAGGUAUGUCUUCAUCAGCACAACCCCCACCACCACCAAUGGGUAUGAUGCCGCCACCACCACCUAAUAUGCCACCACCACCAUCUGGUGGAGAUGCACCAUCAGCACCACCAUCGUCUGCUGGAAGAGGCGAUUUACUUUCACAAAUUCAAGCAGGAAGAAAACUCAAAAAAGCAGUAACCGUUGAUAAAUCAGCGCCAGCAAUCAGCAACAAACCGUCAGGAGGUAUGGGCGGUGGAAUGGGAGGAGGAAUGGGCGGUAUGGGCGGAAACCCACUUGCCGCUGCUAUAGCUGCACGAGCAAAUAGAGCCGGAGGAGCACAUGCACCACCAUCAAGAGGAGGGAUGUCCCAAUCUGCUCCGAGACCAGCUGCUCAACCACCAAUGCACAGAGGUGCACCAGCACCACGCGGAGCUCCAAGAGGAGCCCCUAGAGGCGGAAGAGGCGGAAUGCCACCACCACAGCAAUACGAAGAACCACAAGAAGAACAACAGGAAGAGGAACAGCCACAACAAUUCCAAAUGCCGCCAAGAGGCGCACCACGUGGAGCUCCAAGAGGCGCCCCUAGAGGUGCACCAGCACCCAGAGGCGCCCCAAGGGGAGGAAGAGGCGGAAGAGGAAUGUAA